Orbicella faveolata is the source of this 1737-nucleotide messenger RNA. Its product is annotated as surfeit locus protein 4 homolog. Gene Ontology annotation, cellular component: endoplasmic reticulum; endoplasmic reticulum-Golgi intermediate compartment; membrane. Gene Ontology annotation, biological process: Golgi organization. The record is from RefSeq and is a predicted model, not a curated record. NCBI's taxonomy places the organism in Eukaryota, Metazoa, Cnidaria, Anthozoa, Scleractinia, Merulinidae.
CUACAGUCCUAUAGCGCGGAUACAUCGUGACCGCCAUAUCUUAUUCCUUUCUUUUGGUGUCGAACACGAUGGCUAAGUCGUCUUCUCAGGCCGGAUCGUCGCCUUACAGUGAGUACAUCAGCAAGGCUGAAGACGUCGCCGAUCAGAUUCUUCGUAACAGCAAACAUGUGCUCCCUCAUUUCGCGCGGUUUUGUCUGAUCUCGACGUUCUUCGAAGAUGGAUUUCGGAUGUGGUUCCAGUGGGAUGAACAGCGUGACUACAUGGACCAGACGUGGCACUGUGGCUAUGUGCUUGGAACGCUUUUCGUGCUUUACAAUUUAGUUGCGCAGUUAGCGGGUUGUGUUAUGGUCUUAUCGAGACAGAAAGUUGAAAUCGCCGUGGGAAUGUUGUCGUCUGUUAUUGUAGUUCAAACCCUGGCUUAUAGCAUCCUUUGGGAUUUCAAGUUUUUGCUCAGGAACCUUGCCCUUGCUGGUGCCUUGUUACUUCUUCUGGCUGAGUCACGUUCUGAGCAAAAGAGCUUGUUUGCAGGCGUACCAUCCUUGGGUGGCAACACUCCGAAAACAUACCUACAGCUCACUGGACGAGUUCUUCUUGGCUUCAUGUUUGCAACCCUCAUCAAGUUUAGGUUUUCUUUUGUCUACAUUUUGCAGGAUGUAGUAGGUACAAUUCUGAUGGUCCUAGUUGCUGUGGGAUACAAGACCAAACUUGCAUCCUUGGUGUUAGUUCUUUUGCUCACCAUUAUAAAUGUCUAUAUGAAUCCUUGGUGGAUGUACCACUCACAGUCGCCAUUGAGAGAUUUCCUCAAGUACGAUUUCUUCCAGACCACUUCUGUAAUUGGUGGAUUGCUGUUGGUUGUUGCCCUUGGUCCAGGUGGUGUCAGUGUCGAUGACUAUAAGAAGAAGUGGUAAAGCGGGAAAAGAUUGGUGUAGACAUUUUUCAACAAACAGGAGUGAAUUUUAAUCAUAAUCCUUUCAGUUAUUAGCUCAAGAUAGUGGUUCUUUCUGCCGUACAUAAUUUCCAUUGAACACUGUAAGUUUUGAGAAACGUGGGUACAGUAGUUUGUCACUAUGAUAUCAGUCUCCUAGUUUAAAUCCAUUAUUUUCAUCAACAAUGUAGAUUUGUCAGUAAAGAGAAAGUUAUGGUGGUCGUCCUGGAAUGCAAAGGGUUAAAGGAAUGAAUGUUUGUCAAACAUUCUCAUUUUGGAGGGUUGUCCAGUACACCUGAACUGAGUCUGAUCGACUAAGAUGGUUAACAACCCAACACACCAGAGGUUUUGUCGCAAGAUACAACUCGUUCUGAGUUGGAUUAUUGCAACCCAUCUCAUGAACAGUCGACCUGACUUUUUUUGUGUGUAUUGGACAUGGGUGUAAUUUCACGGCUAACUUGUGAAGUCUUAUAACUCACUUGAAUAAUGUAAAGUGUAUGGGUUUGUGCUUUCAGAAAAUUGUGGAAGUUGUACAUGUAAGUCUAUGCUCCCUUUAUAGUGUGUAUCACUGUGUGGUGCUUUGGGUUUAAAAUUCUCCUGUUUUUAUAACUUAACUGAUUUCUAAUGACAACCAUCAGAUUUAUGAUACAGAUUUAAUUUUUGUUUUGCUCAGUGCUUCAGCUGCAAUGGCCGCAACAUGAUUUUUCAUGUUUAGUAUUACAAAAAGAGUCGUAACUACAUGUAAUAAAUUAUAAUAUUUCAUCUCUACAUUUUUGGACAUUUGUUAUUUUGACUUCAGAUUUCCUAAGAAA